AUGCCUCUUGGGCUAGACAACGAUGAACUCGAAGCCUUCAUUGACAUAUACAAGCUACGACCAGAGCAAGAGCCCAAGACCGACCCUUCCCAUAAAUCGCAACCUCCAUCAAGUGUUUCUCGCCUACCGUCAACGACAAGACGAUCAACGCGACAUGAUGUGUCACAUGUACGAGGAGAAGAGCGAGUAAUGGGGGAGUUACAACAACUCAGCCCCGUCGAAGAAGAGCAAACAGACGGUCACUACGGUUCGCGUCUAACCAUCGCCACCGCCUCACCACGGCUUAGAGGGAACAUCCGUGACCCGAGCGGAGGCAACGGCAAUACCACCUCCAGCUGUUUCCCAGGUUUCAACGACGAGAUGCGGCCUCGAAAACUCACACACAGCACUUCUCUCCUGACUUUCCCACAAGCUCAGCGGUACCAUGCCAAUCUAAAUCUGCCACUUCAGGACUUGCCCUCCCGGAAUAUUUGGCGCCGUCAAUUCAGUUGGGCAGAUGAAUUCGAGAAGGAGCUGCGUAACGUCGGCAUCAAACACACGUCCAGACCGAAGGCGAGAUCUGCUAAUAAGUCUCGCCACAGUCUGACUCAAUCAGAUACAUCAUCGACGAGUUCGUCGCUACCACAGAUUCCAAAAUCGACUCCUCUUUUCUGGAGACCAGAGACGUGUGUGCGUUCGCAGGACUCGACCUCCUCAGCUGCAGAUGUGGAGAGUGGCAAGAAUGCAGAAGACCCCGCUGAUAUGCGACCGCGGCAGACGUCGAAACAAUCUUCUUGCUUUGAACGACUAGUCAAGCGGUUGCAGAGCCGCGGUAGUAACUAUGCCGACGCUACUGCUGGCAGCUACGCCGGUCAACACGAUGCAAGAGGACACCCAGGGGAGGAAAAGAAUUCGAGCGUAUGA
Cladophialophora psammophila CBS 110553 is the source of this 903-nucleotide messenger RNA. RefSeq lists its product as uncharacterized. NCBI's taxonomy places the organism in Eukaryota, Fungi, Ascomycota, Eurotiomycetes, Chaetothyriales, Herpotrichiellaceae. The transcript has a single exon. The record is from RefSeq and is a predicted model, not a curated record. Bases 1 to 903 code for a protein of 300 amino acids.